Messenger RNA from Colletotrichum destructivum, 1386 nucleotides. RefSeq lists its product as uncharacterized. The record is from RefSeq and is a predicted model, not a curated record. The coding region runs from base 171 to 401 and encodes 76 amino acids. The transcript is spliced from 2 exons. NCBI's taxonomy places the organism in Eukaryota, Fungi, Ascomycota, Sordariomycetes, Glomerellales, Glomerellaceae.
GAGCUCCAGCUCAGUCGCAUCUACGCAACUUCGCAUUUUCCAACUCUGAUUGCAUCACAAUCGCUUUAUACACCGUCACUUGCCACCUGCGGUCUACUAAGUAGCAGUGUCGAGUGUUGGUUACAUCUUACUAUCGCUUGAGACAUUUUAGGCUGUGCGCUAUCUCCAAGAUGAGCUUGCGGAACAUUCUACCCAUCGUCAUAGCUGUCGUGACCGGUGUCGGUAUCUCCACUUAUACCUUGAAGCCCGGUCUAGAAGAGCAGAAGAGACUGCGCGAAUCAAAGGAGGGACUUCCAGAGACCUUUCGUCCCAGCGAAACAAGAAACAACGAGGCGCAACCUCCGAACCAAACGAUGCGCGAACCUGGCACCGAUUCGAAUGGAUCCUCCCGAAGUACUUGAGGUAUUUAGGAGAAUAAAUUGUAAUCAGGAAACACCUACCAAGCCAUUACGAAGGUUCUUCGAAGGUAGUGAAGGAAAAUGGCGACGACAGCUAUCCAGACACAAUCGCAGAUACACUAUAGGAUGGAACGCCUCCAAUAGAAGAUGGCCGGGGAAAACGCUGCAUGCGAGACUGGGGUUAUGGAACCUGUUAAGAAGAGCUUUGCUUCAGGUGACUUGGUGUUGUACUGGAGGUGCUGAAGAUACUUUGCUCGAGACCGAGAGCUCCCGUCGAACAUGGCGGCAUGCACAAGGUGUGCUGACAGACAGAAGGCAUGCUGUCGGACAGAAAGCGAGCUGUCGGAUAGAAGGCGUCUUGUCAGACAGAAUGUGUGCUGUCGGAUAGAAAGCGUGCUGUCCGAUAGAAGGCGUGUUGUCAGACAGAAGGUGUACUGUCAGACAGAAGGCGUGCUGCAAGAUGGAAGGCGCGUUGAGACUCAACUAAAGAUUAGUCUGAGAGUCUGCAAUAUGUAAUCCAAGGAUCUCCAUUUGUAUGCGAUUUCUUCGGACGGUACAGAGCUUGCAAAGGAUUAGACGAAAGUUUGGCAGACGCUCGGCUGGUGACGACACAGCCUGGUCUAACUGCACCGUGAUGUCAGGACCGACAUGGCCUCUUAAGAGCGCGGUCGCUGUCCUUGAGGUCUUCAGAAUCAGACCCACUUGCGUCUUUAACCUUAGGUGUAUGAAGUACACCCAGUUCACUUUGGGAUUUAAUACAGAGAUAUGGCUGGCAUUUAUGCGAGACGGACAAACGACAUGUAGGGAGCGUGGUUUGACACCCUGAAAAUAUUCAAAAGUUGGCUAAAGGGAACUGACGAUGUAUUCCCGCAGCCCAUUGUUGUUUUUGGCCAUUAUGUUGGAAGUCAGGACAACUCUAGAGAAACUGCCUCCCGCAUUUUGUAUCAAGAUAAGUGCCCUUCGAGACAUCUUUGCCCUAGCGAAACCG